AAGAGAUAUUUGUUACUUUGUUGGUACAUUGUUGACCAUAAGUAACCCAGUUGCUGGGCGUCCUUCUCCGGUCGUGCGGCGCGUGUGGGGUGCGAGGCCGCCGGCGGGCCCGCGUGACUCCGGCGCGUUUGUGAUGGUAAUGCGGCGGGCGGCGCGCGGUAUAAGAGCCGGCGCGACUCCCGGCCUGCGACCGUCGCCACCAUGCUGUGCCGCGCCGCCCUCGCCGCGCUCUCGCCGCUCGCACUCGUGCUACUGUUUUGGUGCGGGCCGGGCGGCGAGUCGAAACCCUUCCUCGCGCCUCUGCUUCUGAGCGGCGGGCUAAACAACGGCACGUCGCUGCUGGAGCUGCUGGCGCUGUCGCACGUGCAGCACAAGCUCGACAAGCUCAACGCGCUCGCCAGUCUCUUCGGCAGCUUCGGCAACUCCACGCUCAGCGUGUUGUUCUAGUGAGGAGAGGCCGGCGCCGCGGUCGCAGACGCCGCCGCCGUCGCCGCCGCCGCCGCCGCAACCGCCGCCGCCCGCGCGCCCUCCUCG
This is a messenger RNA of Manduca sexta (tobacco hornworm), 534 nucleotides long. RefSeq lists its product as uncharacterized. NCBI's taxonomy places the organism in Eukaryota, Metazoa, Arthropoda, Insecta, Lepidoptera, Sphingidae. The transcript has 4 exons. The coding region runs from base 202 to 447 and encodes 81 amino acids. The record is from RefSeq and is a predicted model, not a curated record.